AUGAUUAUGAUUGAAUUUGAAGGUAUUACUGGAAAUGUUAAAUCAUGGAUAAAAGAUGUUAUUUACCAAAUAACAUCAAAUUUACCUCAAGAUAAAAUAAUGUUUGAAGCAGCUGAUCCAAAAGUGUUUUCUUAUUAUAUUGAAAAUCUAGGUACACAUACGAAUCUUAAUGAUUAUGAUGAUGAUUAUGAUGAAAAUGAAGAGUUAGAAGAUUGUCAAUAUGAUAUUGAUUUUAAAACAUUUAAAAAAAGUGAAAAACUUCAACUGUGUGAUUCAUUAGAAAAACCUUCAUUAAAAUCACGAAUUCAAUUAAAAGUUUAUAUAAAUCAUAGUGAAGAAAUAAUUCAUAUUCGUGCAUUAUCAUUCUCAUUAACAAAUAAUAGUUUAAAUAAAUCACUUAUUCAAUUAACAACAGAUAUAAUUGAAGAUUUUAAAUAUCCAACUAGUUUAUUAUUUAUUGAUCAAUUUCAAUUUAUUUAUUUGUCAACACUUAAAUCAAUAUUAUUAUCAUUAAUUAAUGUUAAUUUUAAUUUACUUAAAAAUAAUUUAAAAAAAAGUUUAAUUAUUUCAAAAGGGGGACAUAAACAAUUACUUUUUUGCGAAGGAAAUUUUUAUCCUAAACAAAAUAUUCAAUUAUUAAAUAUAAGAUCUGAUAUUACUAAACCAAUAACAUGUAAUAAACAAGCACAACAUGAUCGGUUUUUUACACUUCAAGAAAAACUUUAUCUUAAUAAAGAAGAUCAAAACAAAUUUCGUUUAUAUUAUAUUCAUCAAGAUAAUGAAAAUAAAAUUAAUCGAAUAAGUUGGUAUACAUGUAAUAAUCCAAAAUCAUGUACUUAUGGAAUACAAAAUAAAUCAAUGUUAGACAAAACUGUUAAUUAUGUUUUAAAAUUUUUAGAAAAAAGUCGAACUGAAAAAAAUCCAUCAUCUGGAUAA
Rotaria sordida is the source of this 936-nucleotide messenger RNA. Lineage: Eukaryota; Metazoa; Rotifera; Eurotatoria; Philodinida; Philodinidae. The record is from the annotation of a GenBank genome assembly.